UUGAAUUUGAUAAUACCGAUCAGGAUACCAAAAUACCGAUUGGGAUAUCAAAAUAUUUAAGUAUUGGGAUACCGGAUUGAAAUUGAAUUUAAGCUGUAAUUCUAUGUUCCGAAUUUCGGUAUUUGAUAUUGGAAUACCGAUACCGUACCGAUAUUCUCCCUGCUAUGGAGGAGUUAAAAGAAUGGACACUAUGGUCUUUCGGUCCGCAACCCUCUUAAAAUGGUUAGACUAGCAAAUUGAACAAUCGGUUGCGAGUUUGUUGGUAUGUUUGAUUUGAGACCUUACAUCUUCAAUCCUUCUUCCUCCAUUUGAGUAAGAAAUCCAUCGGAAUUGAACUGUGGGGCUGACAAAGUGUUUGCUCCCGAGAACAAGGAAACUCUUCAAUGCGCCAAUUAUCAUCACCCGCCAAGUUUAGUGAAUCACUCAGCAAAUUAAUGUGUCCCACGAAAAAGGGAGAAGAUAGGUUGCUAACUCCAAAGGGGAUUAGCAUCGUACUAAGUACUAACUAGCAUUUAAACCGUCUAUUUCUGUUUUAAAUCUAAUGGCUAAAAAGACAUAAGGGUAUAGUUGUAAAAGAAGACGCAAAAUUUUGAAACGAAAAUUUAAUGCUGAAUUUAUUUCGUGGGGUUAAAAAGCGGAUUUACAGAGAUUGACAUGUGGAGAUGCAGAAUUUUAGGGAUGAUUAGAAUUUGACUACAUUAACCUCUCUUUCUCUCAAUCGCCACUCUUUUUUUCGGCUCUCGGCUCUCGCUCUUCUUUAUGAUAGACAAGAUUUGGGUCCGCCCGUUGGCCGGAUGAAUUAAAUAAAAAAUAUAAACAAUAAAAUAUUUUUGGUGAAAACAAUAAUAGUAAUUGUUCUAAUCAAGUUACGUUUUAUAUGGUAUCAUGAUCGAAUCCAAAUUACCAAAUUAUUAAAAAUAUAAAAAAGAACUUGCAUCAUAAGUUUUCUGACAUAUUGAUUAUUCAUGGACAUAAGUCCUUAUCAAAGGUGAAAACACAAUCCAUGCAAGGAAACCAAUUCCUAAAAAAGUUAAUCGAAACGGUAUUUAGUUUACUCUUUGUUGUCCUAAACUAAUACAAAUAUUCUUUUAGACUUCUUUGUGAUUCCUCGUCCAUCAAAAUCAUAAUUUUACCUAUGUGGCUUCUUUAUUUCACUGAAACCCAAACUUUUUGUGGUGAAAUUCUAGGAUAUUUGAAACAUCAUUUUCAUGCUUGCACCUCAUCAAAAUAAUAAAUAUUAUCAAUGAUUCUCUUUUCUCUCUCAUCGUUGAAUUAAAAAAACACCAACAACAAUCUCUUCAUUAUUCUCAACAACACUAUUAUCUCCAUCACUAAAUCUUUACCAUUAGCGUACUCUUUCUUUGUCUCUUGCAGCUCAUUGAAAGCAAAAAUUUCAUGGUAAAAUAUUUCGAAGUGUGAAAUACCAUUUUCAAGAAGUUCAAUAUACCACAAUCUUUUGCUCCGAACUUUUCAGAGUCGAGGAUUUUUUCGUACGUGUGCUAGGGUUUGUGGUUAUCGAUGACGGCGCAGUCGCCGACAACGGCGUCGUCAGUUGCGGGAAAACCAUCAGACAUCACAAGCGGAGUACGACGCCCUUCUGAGGGGUCGUCGACCCCGGACGGCAAGAGUGCUAAGGAAACGGUCUAGCCGAAGAAAAGGGUGCGAGCUCUGAACUUGGAUGAUACGAUGACGGGAGACGACGCUGAAACUGAAACGGAGAUGGAAACUGAUAAGGAGGAACGCACCAUUCAUCCAGAUGGGCAGGGAUGGAAGGGUAAAAGCUUUAGCGAAGCCGUGAAGCAGGAUACUUGGUACAUAGCCGAGUCUGACUCGGAAGAUGUGGCACUUAGAGAAAAGGAGAUGGAUGAUGAAGUAGACGGUGCAGAAGAAGACCCAACCUGUCCAACGAUUCCUUUCACGACGGCCGAGAAAAUACGAUGGAGAAGGGAAUGGCGAUCUGCGUUGGUGGUCAAAGGACUAGGGCGACGGGUGUCGUAUAUUCCUUUAGCACGGCGUCUUAAUUUCCUAUGGGCACGGAAUGGUGAGAUACAGAUCUCGGACAUGAAUAAUGGUUGUUUCCUGGUUCGCUUUCGAAGCCACAAGGAUUAUGAAGGGGCGACGAUGGGUGGUCCCUGGAUUUUGGGCGAAACAUACCUGACGGUUCACCAGUGGUUCAAAGGCUUUAAUCCAUGGAAGACAGAGGUGACAUCGACAAUGGUUUGGGCACAACUACCAGAGUUACCCAUCGAAUUCAUCAACAAGGAAGCGGUUAUGAAGAUUGGGGAAUGGUUGGAUAAACCUGUUCGGGUGGAUCGUGCAACAGAACUCGGAGCUCGGGGAAAAUAUGCUCGGGUCUGCAUUGAAGUAGAUCUCACCCAGCCAUUUAUAUCAAAGUUUAAAAUCGAAGGGGUGACGUACUUGGUCCAAUACGAGGGACUAGAUGUUCUAUGUACAGACUGUGGCACAUAUGGGAAGAAAGCUGGUAAAUGCCAUUGUGUUCCAACGGGCCUGGCGAUGGAGAUAGAGGAAAAUAAAGAAGAAGGAACGAGUGUGGACGUCAACCCCUCCCAGGGGCGAACCUAUGGGGAAUGGAUGAAGGUCAAGCCGCGCAAUCGAUACCAGGGAAGGAAGGAGGGAUGGGGAGGAAAGACGGAGGGUACCUACACAAAAAAUGCUUCGAGGGGUUAGCUGAAAAGGACAAGAACGAAGAGAGUGUGAUCAUGGAGGAUCACCAGGUGAAUGAUAAUGAUAGGCAGCCGAAGAGUGACAAUCAAGGAGAAGGUGAGAUACGUACACAAGAAAAAAGAAAUGGACUGGGGAACGAAGUAAAUAAGAAUAACAAUGGUGAUAACCAUCCCAUGCAACAGACAAAAACCCAAACUAGUAGUAAUAAGGGUGGAAGCUCAGCGAAGCAUGGACACAAGAUAUAGGAGAAGGGGUCGGGUGACCAGAAGAAACAAACAACUGUGCGGAGUGGGAAGAUCAAGCAGACGGAAUCGGUCAGUAUGGAAAACGAGGUGACAAAGAAAUCCGGCAACCCUGUACAGCUGGGGGUGGCGCCGACCAAAAAUGCAGGCCAUGGUAAAGGGACAAAGAACGGGAAUGGGAAAAUGGAUGAAGGCACGGGGAGCCUAUCCCCUUUGAAGAAUAGAUGAAGCUAAUCAGC
Linum trigynum is the source of this 3166-nucleotide messenger RNA. NCBI's taxonomy places the organism in Eukaryota, Viridiplantae, Streptophyta, Magnoliopsida, Malpighiales, Linaceae. The record is from the annotation of a GenBank genome assembly.